GUCAAAAUAAUCAAAUAAACAGUACAUUUUAAAUCAAAAUGGGUAAAAAUAAGUUUAAUAAUCGUAAGAAAAAGCGAAACCAAAAAAGCAAACCUAAAAAAGAACGAAAAACCUAUAGUUUAUACUCAAAUAAAGAUCAACGUCGAAAUUUUGGAACUAAACGAAAAGUUGAAGAGGUUAACGAAGAUGUUAGAAAUGAAAAACGAAAGAAAGAAUAUAUCGAAAAUACUCCAGAAACAUUUUCUUCGGAUAGUGAUGAUAACGUUGAUAAUAUGCAACAACUUUUAUCAACAUUUAAACAUUACUCAAAUGAAAAAAAAAUUGAGAGUAGCGAAGAUGAAUCAGGCGAUGAUUUAAAUGAUAGUUUUGAUGAAGAAGAUUUUGUAGAGAAAAGUGAUUAUAAAGAUAAAAAUGAAUUGAUUGAAACGAAUCAAGAUGAUGAAGAAAUUGAGAUAAAUGAUGAUGUUGAAACACAAAAUGAAGACAAUGAUUUAGAGUCAUGUCAAGAUCCGUUUAGUAAACAUUUAUUGUUUGAAUUAAGCCCUAAUUUAUUAAAUUCAGUUCAAAAUCUUCCUAUUACAUCAACAACAACCAUAGAAAAUUGGUCAAAAUUGAAUCGAUUAAUCAUUCAGAUACCACAAUGUAAUGAAGAAUCAAAAAGUGAUAAAAAUGUGACAUCAAACACAAUCCUUGAACGAAAAAUAUUUGCUUUACCAGGUGAAAUCCCCAAAAAAAUUAAUUUAAAUAAAGAAACAUACGAAACUUUAUUUAUAAAAUCACAAAUUAAAGAUAAUUUAAUUAGAAGUAAUACUUCUUUAUCAAGUAAUGAUAAAUUAAAAUCAAUACCUUUAACUUCAUUGCAAGGUGAAAUUUUUUCUAUAAUAAAUAAUUAUCAAGAUUUUUAUUUUCCUGGGAGAACUUUUGAUAAUGCAGAAGAAAUCCGAUUUGUUUAUUGUUUACAUGUUGUGAAUCAUAUUUUAAAAACGCGAACGAAAGUUUUACAUCAUAACGCGAGGUUGUCUAAAAAAGAUGAUGUUCCUGAAGAAUUUAGAGAUCAAGGUCUUGUUAGGCCUAAAAUUUUAAUUAUAGUACCAUUUAAAUCAUCGGCAUAUAAAAUUAUUCAAUUAUUAAUAAAUAUUUUAAUAACUGAGGAUAAAGGAAAUGUUAUAAAUAAAAAUCGAUUUAUUGAAGACUACACAGGAAAUGAAUUACAAAUGCCUAAAAAGAAUCCAAAACCUGAAGAUUAUGAAUUAACAUUUUCUGGAAAUACAAGUGAUGAUUUUAAGAUUGGAAUUACAGUAACAAAAAAGAGUUUAAAAUUAUAUGCAGCUUUUUAUUCUUCUGACAUAAUAGUAGCGUCACCUUUAGGUUUACGUACGAUAAUUGGAGCUGAAGGUGAAUCAGAACGAGAUUUUGAUUUUUUAGCUUCAAUUGAAUUAUUAAUAUUCGACCAAAUGGAAUUGUUUCUUAUGCAAAAUUGGGACCAUGUUCUUCACAUUAUGAAUCACAUCCAUUUACAACCAAAAGAUUCACAUGGAACAGAUUUUUCGCGAGUCCGCCACUGGAGCUUAAAUGGUUGGGCAAAAUAUUAUCGCCAAACUUUAAUUUUUUCAUCGCUCAUUUUACCGGAGAUAAAUUCGAUAUUUAAUAAAAAGUGUUUUAAUUAUGCAGGAAAAGUUAAAGUGGUAAAUGAAAUUCAAUUUGGGUCUAUUGGUCAAGUCUUUGUUCAGUUACCACACGUUUUUCAAAAAAUCAAUGUUAAUAGUGUUGAACAUUCGAUUGAUGCUCGAUUUGAUUUUUUUAUUAAUAAGAUUUUACCACAACAAAGAGAUCCCUUGAUGAAACAGACAAUGAUUUAUGUUGCAAGUUAUUUUGAUUAUGUGAAAAUUAGGAAUUAUUUUAAAAAGGAAGAUAUUGGAUUUGUACAAAUUUGUGAAUAUUCAAAGGAGGCUAAAAUAGCAAGAGCAAGAGAUAUUUUCUUCCACGGUGAUGUUCAAUUUCUCUUAUACACAGAAAGACAUCAUUUUUUUAAUCGAAUUCGUAUAAAAGGAAUACGUCACAUCGUUUUUUAUCAACCACCAACUUUUCCACAUUUUUAUUAUGAAAUAUGUAAUUUUAUGCAGGAAGCUAAUAUGAAUAAAAAGAUUGGAAGCAUGUCCAACAUGACAGUAACAGUUCUUUAUACAAAAUAUGACGCCCAACAAUUAGCAACGAUAGUUAGUACAGAAAGAGCCGCGAAAAUGAUACAAUCGGAAAAAACGGUUCAUAUGUUAGUAACUGAUGGAAAUUAAGUUAAAAAUAUUAAAAUGUUAAUGUAAAUAAAGAAAAAUAAAGACGUACAUUUUAA
Molecule: messenger RNA, 2347 nt
Organism: Onthophagus taurus
Lineage: Eukaryota; Metazoa; Arthropoda; Insecta; Coleoptera; Scarabaeidae
Product: U3 small nucleolar RNA-associated protein 25 homolog
Biological process (GO): maturation of SSU-rRNA from tricistronic rRNA transcript (SSU-rRNA, 5.8S rRNA, LSU-rRNA)
Cellular component (GO): small-subunit processome; nucleolus
Molecular function (GO): rRNA binding; U3 snoRNA binding
Source: RefSeq, a predicted model, not a curated record